This is a messenger RNA of Carassius gibelio (silver crucian carp), 9482 nucleotides long. RefSeq names its product sine oculis-binding protein homolog A. The coding region runs from base 545 to 3361 and encodes 938 amino acids. The record is from RefSeq and is a predicted model, not a curated record. The transcript has 9 exons. Gene Ontology annotation, cellular component: nucleus. NCBI's taxonomy places the organism in Eukaryota, Metazoa, Chordata, Actinopteri, Cypriniformes, Cyprinidae. Gene Ontology annotation, biological process: animal organ development.
UUCCACCCAUUCAAAGAUGUUUAAUUAAAAGGAAAUGAUUAGGACCCCUUGACUGUUUUAUUUCCAUUAACUGUCUUGUAUGACAAUAUCAAGCACCCCCUGCGGAGCGCUGAUAACGCGCGCGGGGUGAACGAUAACACAUCAGACAACUGCACCUAUUCACUCCUAUCGCGCGACAACCUCCGCCACGCGUGGAGUCCUGAGUGAAAACCGAUCUGUGGAAAAUUGGAGAGGAAAUAGUCUUCCCGGGAUCAGCGUGGCCGUAUAGAAUUACGGUGGAGGCCCCUCCCCCUGUCUGGCUCGCUCUUUUUUUCUCAACCUCUCGGUUGGCUUUCCGAGAGGGCUCGAUCCUACUCACGCUCAGAGCGCUGAGAAAUAGCAGGCAGAAGAUGGCUGACUCUACCGGGCACGGUGAGCCCACAGCAGCAGCAGCAUCAACUUCACCGGGGCUUCUCACGCGCCUGCCAUUCGCUGCCACUCCGCAACUCUGAAACGGCCCCGCCUCGCUCCGGGCCCCAAAUAUUGACAGAGAUUUAAAGAAAACAUGGCUGAGAUGGAGAAAGAGGGAAGACCUCCGGAAAACAAGAGGAGCAGAAAGCCAGCUCACCCCGUGAAGAGAGAAAUUAACGCAGAGAUGAAGGUCCCGUCCAAUCGGCCCCUCCCAGGGGCGGGGCAGGCAGGCAAUCUCCAUGGCAACUCGCCCUACUUGAUGAGUUUUGCCGAAAACACCAUGAAUGAGUUGCUUGGAUGGUACGGGUAUGACAAAGUGGAGUUACGAGACUCAGAUGACAUAGAGAUCCGCAACUACCCUGACGGAGAAAUGCGGCAACACGUCUCUGUCCUGAAAGAGAACUCUUUGCCAAAAGCAUCCACAGUGGAGAACAGUAGUGGUUCUCCUCCACACGCCAACAGCUCUGGCUCUACUCCGACAUCACGGAAUGGAGUGAUAGCCGAGGCGUCUGCAAACCCCUCCUCCUCUAAGGAGCACGGAGGCCUGCCAAUCAUAGUGCCCUUAAUCCCGCCCCCUCUGAUCAAAGCACCAGCAGAGGAGGACACCUCUAAUGUUCAGAUAAUGUGUGCGUGGUGUCAGAAGGUGGGAGUGAAGCGUUAUUCUCUCAGUAUGGGCUCUGAACUGAAGAGUUUCUGUAGUGAAAAAUGCUUCGCUGCCUGUCGACGUGCCUACUUCAAACGCAACAAGCUUGGAUAUGUGAGGAAUUGCAGUGCCAGAGAGGAGGAGGGCGUUCCACACCACAGCUUGUCCAAAGACACGCCCAGACUUGUCCUCAAGACAAACAGCGAUGUGCUUGUCUGCGAUUGGUGCAAACACAUCCGCCACACUAAGGAGUACCUGGAUUUUGGAGCUGGUGAAAGACGGCUCCAGUUCUGCAGUGCAAAGUGUCUGAACCAGUAUAAGAUGGACAUAUUCUAUAAAGAGACUCAGGCCGCACUGCCAGGGGGUUUAUGUAACCCUCCUCUCCCCACGAGUGAUACGAUAUCGGAGAGCACAGCGGGUGUACAACUCCUUACACCCGAGUCCUGGAGCGCACCUCUAAAUGAGCUCCGCAGUCGCAAGGCACCUUCACCAGGGGGUGCCACCACUGUAGCGGGACCUUCUGGAUCCACCUCGGGGUCGCCAUCUGAAACUGGAAAUGUUUGUUCAUCCUCGUCCUCAUCAUCCUCGUCCUCAUCAUCUACGAAAAUCCCCACACCGCGGCUGCAUGAAAGCCCUGCGUUAGCGCCACCUCCUCCUCCACCACCGAUAGCAGGUUUACAUCCAGCUCUGGGUGUGCCGCCUGGCAGCCCGCCGAUGGUGAUGACACCGCGUGGCCCAGUUCCUCUCCCUCUCUUUAUGGAGCACCAGAUGAUGCAGCAGAUCCGCCCUCCGUUCCUACGUCCCCCAGGCCCCAACAGCCCUCAUUCCAAUCCCAUGAUUCCUGGCAUUGGGCCACCACCUCCUCCUCGGACUUUGGGUCCUCCAUCAAGCCCUAUGUACCGCCCGCUCUUUUCCCCCCACAUGCACCCAUCCUCCAACCCAAACCUUCCUGGGAACCCUCCGGGUAUGAUGCCACAUCCCGGUGGCCACAUGCCAGGCUUGCCUUUCCCCCCAGUUAACAUGAUGCCAGCUGGACCCAUCCCAGUUCCACCCAUUAUGAAUAUUGGCAUACCUUCUUUAGCCCCCCUAGUGCCACCACCAACAUUAUUAGUGCCCUAUCCAGUGAUUGUGCCAUUACCGGUCCCCAUACCCAUUCCAGUGCCCAUACCCUUCAAUCCGCAGGCUUCUGGUGACCGACCAGGAAAUGAUGGAACACUUCUGAAUGCUGCAAGCGAGCGGAGUGCUUCAAAAGCACCACCAUCAUUUUCUCAAAGCACCUCCAGAGGGGAGGGGAGGGACUUUCAGCAAGCCCCUCCCACCUCAGAUACAUUUUCGCCAGGAUUUUCCAAACAGACGGAGCAGGGCAGGGCAAACGUGGCAGAGCUCAUGGUUAAAACAGAGAACUCUGGUAACGGAAGCUCUGGACACUCCCAGAAAGACACACCAGCAGAUGGAGUCAUUGAUUUAACAACAUGUCGCCGUUCCCGGCAACAGCUAGUUAUCCAGAGGGUUGUAACCUGUGUGCAGGUAAAAGCAGAACCCGGGUUAAGCCCACCACCUGCAGUUUUGGGUGAAACUGAGGUGGAUGGGUCAGCUGGUACUAGCACAGGUAAAAUAGAAGAUAACCACAGAGACAGUAAUGCUGAAAGUCCGUUGGCUAGCGUGGCUCUGCCUUGUGCCGACCCGUCCUACUGCAGUGGCACACCGCCACUUUCCCAUCCAAUCACAUGCAGUGACUUCUCUGUUCCUAGCAACACCACCACAGCUAAAUCGGAGCCUGGCUCUGCUACACCCUGCAAUGUGAUUGUUAAUGGGAGCUGUAAUGUGCCUCCAACAGAGAGUUCGAUCAGAACACCUCUGUUAGAGCAGCGCCCUCUAGUGGACCCCUGCCGCAGAACUGCCGCUGUGUGCGACGAGCCUGUGGGGGCUGAUCUAGAAGGAGAGGACCUGAAAGAGAACAGCUGCUUAGCAACAGAAAGAGACUCAGCAGGUAAGAGAAGCUCAAAUGACCAGUCUGCCAUUACCGCAGUAACAGGGGAGGACAAACCUCAGAGCCCUGAAGAUGCCCCAUCUGGUGAGGACCAUGCCUACGCCCUGCCCCUAAUGCCCAAACCUGGCUGUGUCAUUCAGCCCGUGCCCAAACCUGCUGACAAAACCGCUGCCAUUUUACCCUGUGGCUUGACAGCACCAUUAACAGGAACCGUUCCAAUGGAAAUGGAGCCUCCACUGAAGAGAAGGUGUCUGCGUAUCCGCAAUCAGAACAAGUGAAAUAGAGGACAGAAAUCACCAUCUCACCAAAGGGAUAAAGAGACCUGCACUGCAGCAGAGACCAUCAGCUGUCCACAGACUUAAUCCACAAUCCAGUCAAUCAAGAUGUCAACCUUGUUUUCUCCACUUUUCCAAACACGCACAUACACGUUGCGACAAUAUGCACACAGAUCAUCCGGAUUGGGCAGCAGUCUGCUCCGUCUCCACCCCUUUCGGCUAAACAAAGACUGACACAAAGUGUUAAUCUGGGAAGUAGAUCGGACGUGAUGUUUGACCUUCAACUGCGAUAUCUUCAGGCAAAGUCUGUUCUCAGUCUGCUAGUUGAUGGAAGAGAUAUUUCUCAUCCUCUCUACUCGACCUGUCCAUCCAUGGUUCAUCCAUUGAGAGGAGUUUCCCCUACUGUUUUUGAGGUGGCAUUACAGUGUACAUAUACAGAUUUCUAAAAAGGCGGAGCUUAAGUCAAACACAAUAGAUCUGUCAGGCUGCCAAUCAAACACGCUCAUGAAUAACUAUAAUUUGGAACAGGGCCAGUCAAAUCCUGCCACAGAUGGAUGGACCAGUUUUCUGCUUUGUGUGUGCAUUCAAAGAAGCUCGGUUUAAUCUGUCUGGAUACGUUUGGAUGCUUCUGAUUCAAUAGUUUCUGUCAGAAAGACUGAUACAGAUGCAGAGUUGCUCUAAAACUCUGAAUACUCUCUCCUCUCAAAUCUUUCUCCCCCUCACUUCCUCUGACUAUGUGUAUCAGUAUCUGCAACACCAGCAAAACACUCUGUACUCUUUCUUAACCUCUUUCCUUUCUCUCCUUUCUGAGGGAGAGGUGUUCUGGAACCGGACACCAAAAAAGACAGGAAGAGAGAAACGUACACACACUCUUUAGGGAGUACAAAAACAGAAGGAUGGAGUGAACUUUCAUUUCAUCCCUGGAAAGAAACUGGAAACUCAUCUAUCGUUGGAGAAGAGAACCAGAAGAUAAGUAGUCUGCAUUACUGGAGAGCAGUGUUUGUGGAUGGUUUGCUGGUUUAUAGUGCAAUUACAAUUCAUUCACUCAAUGAUUUGAUUGAGGAUUACAGGGUACAGGCCUCACCAAGCAUUUUGGCGAACUGUUGGCUGCUAGUUUUGCGGCCAUUGGCUUGGAGACUGUCCCAUCCAGUCUGUUCAGUCACAAGCACUCAUUGCCACAGUGCACGGCUCAGCGAAGAGUCGGUCUAACACUGCUGGUGGGUUGUGUACACAAUGUCCUGAUGUAUCAGAUGGCUUAGAUGGAAAUCAGUGUCCACAGGGGCAUUUGGGUUGGAUUUCUCAUUAUUUAUAUCAGUAUCCAUCUUAUUGCAGUGCUCUUAUUUAAGAAAAAUCCCUCCUGGGUUUGCUAUCAAGAGUACAAUCAAAACCAGGGGAGAGGUCAGUAAGCGUCUCGGGCAGCUGUGAGCUGGUGUCAAGGGUACAUUCUUGAGGGUUUUUUUAUGCUCUAGUUUUUCGCCAAAUCCCAAUCAGUGCUAAAUUAUGUUCAUCACUUCCUUUCCAGCUACGGUUACAUGAACAGUUUCAGUUAGUUCCAAGGUGCCUCAGUAUAGCAUUCACUUACACAAGAUGCCAAGAACAUUUAGCUUAAAGGUAGACUGGGUUGGUUAGGUGGACACCGAGCCAAAAUGAUUUUAGUUACACAGAGUACUGUAAGAGCUGAAUGCAUGGUUAGCACCUGGGUGCAUAGGUUAUUUGUUUUGACUGAAGUGGAGGAGUGAACCUUAAAGCCAAGCGUGUGCGUGUUUGUGUGUGUUUAAUUGGGAGGUGUAUCCGAUUUCUGGCCAAAAUGGAGUUCAGUUUGACAAAACAUUCAAGUUUGCCAAUUUAUUUUGGGAGAAGGUCUAAAAUUCAAGUCAAAAAUUUGUCAAGCAAUGUGUCGGACAUCACAAGGGGGAUGAAAAAAAAAAUACACAAAUCAAAAAUACACAUGAUUUGACAAUAUUGAUGAAUACAAAAGUUUCAGUCAUACAUGGAAAAAAGGAAAUAAAUGAAAUAUUUUAAUUUAAACAAUUUCAUUAGAACAGAAUUUCAGAUCAGAGAUUCUUUGCUUUACUUUUUUUUUUUUUCUUUCUUUUUUUCUUUACUUAAGUCACUUUGAUAUACUUUUUUAUUUUUGUUGUUUUUAUUUACUUUUUAAUUGUUUAUUUUUUGUUUUGUUUACCUGUUUAUUUAUUUAUUUAUUUUUGGUUACUUUUAUCCUUUUUUGUUUUGUUUUUCAUUUUCUUUUGUUUCUAUCUUUUGGUUUUCAUCUUUACUGUUGGUGUUUUUUUUCUCUGAUUACUCUCAUAUAAACUGAGUUUAACUGGCCAACACUGACCCAAAUCUCCCCUGCAACCUUUACCACUUCUCUCUCUCCCUCUUUUCCCCUCUUCUUUUUCUCUCUGCUCUUGGACAACGUACAAAGUAGAGUGCAAUCCUACCCUAUUCCUCUGUACUUUUUGUUGCAGGAUUCAGUUUCACAGUGGUAUAUUUUUUUAAGAGCAGGCUCAGAGGUCUAAUUGUGACUGGUUAGAGUAAGGACUGGAUUUCUCUCUGGGGUUUGUAUGUGGUGGAGUCUCAUUCCAGUGUCAGAUUUAAACCCACACACACACACACACAUUCCUGUGUCAGAUUUAUUUUGUCAGUGCUGAUUCGGUUGGCUGACCCUCCUUCUGGAUGGAGGUGUUACAGAGAGCAGAUUGAUAAAAAGCGCAAAAUAUCAGACAAGCAUAAACACACACACACACACCAAACACAUGGACUGAGUGUGUAUGUGUGUGUGUGUUUAUAGGAGAAACAGUGAAUCUCAGUGUUGAUCUGAGAAUCUUGAUACUGUGUGUGCGGCACAACCAAACGUACAUUACAUGUCUGGAUUGGUCACAAGGAGCCAGCAACAGCAUCAUAUGUCACUUUCAUUAUUGACUCAAAUUUCCUAGCUUUUUUCCUCUCUCUCCUCCUCCUCUUUCAUUCUCAGCCUUUUCACUUCUCCCCUCUUAUCCCACCUCAGAGAAAAAAAUAAACAAUUUAAUCGUUAGAUGAAUCUUAAAUAAGAACAUAAGACACACUGUAAGAUAUAAAGUCACAAUUAUAGGAAAUAUAGUUGCAAUUAUGAGAAAUAUUCUCACUGUGACAUAAUGUAGUUGACAAGACAAAGUUGCAAUUAUGAAAUAAAAUGUCUCAAUUGCAAGUCUGCUUUGUAAGAUAUACAGUAGCAAUUUUGCCAAAUCAAAGCAGAAACGGUGAAACAGUCACAGUAUGAGAUUUAAAUCUACAGUUGGGAGUCACAUUUCUUUUUUACUCUGAUAUCCAGAUGUUCUGUUAAAUUUGUCACUCUGACCUAUACACUUUUAUUCCCAUUUUCAAACUUACUUCCUCUAUAACAGUUUACUCUUAAGAGCAGCAGUAACAGCUUGUUUAUGUUGAUUAAAUGGGUGUUUGAAGGACAAUUUAAGGUCACGUCAUACUGAAAUCACUUCCUAUGGCUGCACACACCACCCAAACACCCAUUACACAUCUCACAGACAUGAAAUAUGAUUUUUUUUUUCACUUUCCUGUGUAUGUGUAUAUGUGUGUGUGUGCUUGUGUGACCUUGCUGUUGUAACCGGAGCAGCACAGACUGGGCUGGGACAGAUAUAGCCCUGAAACCCAACACUGUUGUAGUGUCUGCGGUCCCACGCAGACAAGACAAUGACACCAGCAAAAAAAAAUUGUGUGUCUGUGUGUGGGACAUAGCAGAUGAAGCUGUCCUUGACAACAACAGAGAGACACUGUGUAUGUAUGUGUACAUUGUAUGGGAGAGAUAGUCAUUGCACUUAUGGUAAACACUGUAAAACUGUGCGUCAGCUAUUAUUAAUGGCCACAAAACAAUAUAAUUUCUCUCAUGAAGUUCCAGUAAUCUUAAAAAAAAAACUCCUUUUUGAUUGCUGUUCAGUGCUUUCUAAAUGACAUGAUGGUGAUCCAGAGUUUCCAGAGUGCAAAAUAUCUAGUGUCUAUUAUGGGAUUGCCAGAUGUUCCUAAAAAAUAAAACUUUCCCAAAAACAAGGCCGAAAUAAGCAAUUUCUCUCACCAAAAUACAACACCGUUCAAAAGUCCGGGGUCAGCAAGACACAGCAAAAAAAAAAAAAAAAAAAAAACAGUAAAACCAUUAACAUUGGGAAAUAUUAUUACAUUUUAAAAUAGCAGUUUGUUUGAAUAUAUUUUAAAAUGUAAGUUAUUCCUGUGAAAAUGCCAUGAAUCGGCAAACUAUUACUCCAGUCUUCAGGUGUCACAUGAUCCUUCAGAAAUCAUUCUAAUAUUUGUAUUUGGUGCUUAGAAAUGAUUUCUUAUUGUGAGUGUUGGAAACAGUUGUGCUGCUAAUAUUUUUGUGGAUUCUUUGAUGAAUAGAAAGUUCAAAAGAACAGAAUUGGUACUGACACAUGAUAAAUUGAAUGCAUCCUUCUUGAGAUAAAAAAAAAAAUAUCUAACUGGCCUUAAACUUUUGAAAGGUAGUAUGAGUCAAAAAAAUAAGCUAUUUUCAUAUGAAAAACAACCAAAACAUGAGAGUUAAAUGUGGAAUCAUGUGCAAACAAUUGGGGAUAUUUAACAACUGCUAGUGGUCGGGUCACAUGUUCAUGCCAUUAGGGGCAAAUAAAUACAAGACUUAAUUUUGAAAAUAAUAAUCCCAAAACAAUGCAACCCUUACUAGAAACUUCAUAAAAAAGGAGAAAUGUUGCUUACAAUAAAAGGACAUGGCAACAUUAGUCCACUAGAGGGAAGCGAAGUGUGUUCUGUCAGCAAGCACAAAGAAGCACAGAUGAGAGAUGCAAGGAGUUAAAAUGAACUGAAAUAACAAACCAUAGAACUUGUGUUCAAUACUGUAAUCCUAGAGCAUUUCAAAGGAUCUACUAGAGAGGCGCCUGUUUCAGUGGCCAAACUGUCUCUCAGCCCCGAGGCUGGGUACAGAGAGAGCACUUGGCUUUUUCAUUCACCAAAAUUAGUCAUUCUGAAUGUUUGGAGGGCUUCUGUUUAAUCAGACAGGGGGAACAUGAGCACUGCUGUGGCCAAAGAUCAGCCACACGCACAGAAACAAGAUGGAGAUGCAGAAACCCAUCCAGCCCAACUCACAUACCAGCAAAACCAAUCAAUCAGUGCAUCCCUCAUCGAGCAGUGUUAUACAACUCAAACCAAACAACAAUCACAGCAACGUCAGCUCUACUGUAAUGAUGUCAAAUCAAGAGAACUGGAAAAAUGAGAGGCAGCUUAGAUGUGAGUUUUCAACAUCUAUAGUAUGUGACAAAGGGGUCAGUAAUAUCGCGACACUCUUGUAGCCAUGUAAGAAAUGUUUUUUUUGUUGUUGUUGUUUUUGUUCAUCAUUCCUGUGGGCGGUAUUAAGAGGAUGGCUUUGUCAACAGCCGGAAUUAUGCAACAACAAAUUCUUAUUUCUGCGCUCUGCGUGAGAGAUACUAUGCCUGUGUAAAAUAACAAGAGCAAACUGCAGUUUUUAAGGAUCUAAUGUUAAAAGUUUUUUGAGGCGAACAUUUGAGCUGCCUUAAUUAUUUGUGCUCUGUAAUUAACAAUGCCUGCUUGUUAAAAAAAAAAAAAGCAAAACCCACUUUGUAAAAAAAUAAAAUAAAAAAAACAAAAACACACACACACACACACACACACACAAAUAAUAAAAUCAACUUUGUUAUCUGGCUAGUAUGGAUGUAUAGAUGCUUUGUCUGUCCUGUAUGAAUCCGAGAUUUUGCUAAAUUUGCCCACCCUCACCUGUCACACUCCUUUCACCCGAAACCUUGUACAUUUAACCUUGUUGUUGUUUCUCAAUCUUUUUUGUGUACUUGGAGAACAUUUUAGUAUUAUUUAUUACUGGCAAGCCUUUGCAUUAAUAAAGAGCAAGAGAGAUGGUUCUUUGAACAGGGUAGCAAGAGGCAGCAAAGCUGCUCAGUGAAAGUAUGUCUGCUUUUCUUUUUUCUAAAUUAAAGAAGGAAACGGCAAGAUUAAAAAAAAAAGAUAAACUUGUCUUUUGAUUAUGAAGUUGUUAUAAAACUUGUUGCUUUAAAAUGUAUAAUUUUUGUGUUGUAACAGUAUUUGUUUAACCCAGUGAAUUGCUUAUUAAAAACAAAUAAAUAGAGGCACACUCCAA